CUCCACCAGAUCUCCGCCGGUGUGACGGCCAGCAGACCAGACGCAAGCGCUCUGAGCUACAGCCCAGAGUGCGUGUCUGUGUCAGUCUGUCCGUGUUCUGUACAAACUUGAUCAUGAAGGACCGGGGACAAGCACGUGCUGCGGACCACCCACUCACAUGAACCUAGGAAGUAAUGUCCCACGUUGUAGUUGUAAGAGAAAGCUUUGCCUAAAAACCCGCCAAGGACUUCCUGACUGAGUUAGCAGGCCAUCGGUCUCGGUGUGUGUCACACAAUGGAGUCUUCCUCCGACCAGUUUCUGGAGUUCCACCCCAUCCACGGCAGCAACAUGCGGCUGGACUACACGGGCACCCAGGCCACCCGCGUGGAGAGCUUCGCCAACGGGCUGUGCUUCAGCAAGCAGCCCCUGAAGCCCGGGGAGAUCUUCCUGAUCGAGAUCGAGGAGAAGGAGCUGGGCUGGUGCGGCCACCUCCGGGUGGGCCUCACCGCCCACGACCCGGCCGGCAUGGACGCCGUGCCCGAGUACUCCCUGCCCGACAUGAUGGCGCUGGGCGACAGCUGGAUCUUCGCCAUCACCCGCAACCACAACAAGGUCCCGGACGAGGUGGCGGCGGAGCCCGGGGGGGGGGAGGCGGAGGCGGGGGAGGCCGCGGAGGGGGAGGGCGGGAGGAGGCUGGGCGGGAGGGUGCCGGGCGCGGGGGGAGAGGAGGAGGCGGCGGCCCUGGCCCGGGUGGCGGCGUUGACGAGGCAGCUGGAGGCCAACAGCGGACCCAAGAGCUUCUUCGUGGACACCCACCUGCACAUCGAAGACUUCCGCAUCCCCCUGGAGAAGCUGGUGGGCCGCAGCCGCCCCGGCCGCUUCAGCCACAUCCUGGACGACCUGUACAAGAGCAACGCCCUGCCCCCCACCGCCAGGCGCAGCCGCAUCGGGGUGCUGUACGUGCCCAGGGGGGGCGGCCGCGCCGACAUGCACAUCGUCAUCAACGGGGAGGACAUGGGGGCGUCGGCCAAGGGCCUCCCCGCCGACCGGCCGCUCUACGCCGUGGUGGACGUCUUUGCCGCCACCAAGACGGUGCGCAUCGUGCAGGUGGAGUACGGAUUCUCCUCUCUGCAGACACUGUGUAGGAAGACGAUCCAGAAGCAUAUUGUCCACAGGAUGGCGCUAGACUGGCUGGAACUUCCCGAGGCACUUAAACAUUACUGCAAAUAUGAGUGACGAAGGUUGCCCUGCCUGAGGCGAACUUUAAGCCUACGGCCUUUUGGAACUUUUACACUACAUGAAACACAGACGACAUCAUUUAUUUAUUUAUUUAUUUAUGUAUUGUAUUUUUUGUCAAAUAGCUUAUAGAUCCACCAUCAAUUUAAAGAAUGUAAUGACUGUGAAUUAAUCACGUGUAUAGUUUUGUUUUGCCUGCUUUCAGUAGGCUACCUUUGAAUUUAAAUUAGAAAAUAUAAUGUUUAAUAAAUUCACUGUGGUAAAAACUUGA
Gadus morhua (Atlantic cod) is the source of this 1486-nucleotide messenger RNA. It is a transcript of the gene neurl2, whose product is annotated as neuralized E3 ubiquitin protein ligase 2. Gene Ontology annotation, biological process: intracellular signal transduction. Lineage: Eukaryota; Metazoa; Chordata; Actinopteri; Gadiformes; Gadidae. The record is from RefSeq and is a predicted model, not a curated record. The transcript has 2 exons. Gene Ontology annotation, molecular function: ubiquitin protein ligase activity. Bases 274 to 1215 code for a protein of 313 amino acids.